Molecule: messenger RNA, 5500 nt
Organism: Onychomys torridus (southern grasshopper mouse)
Lineage: Eukaryota; Metazoa; Chordata; Mammalia; Rodentia; Cricetidae
Gene: Cramp1
Product: cramped chromatin regulator homolog 1
Exons: 22
Coding region: 295-4242 (1315 amino acids)
Biological process (GO): pattern specification process
Cellular component (GO): nucleus
Molecular function (GO): chromatin binding
Source: RefSeq, a predicted model, not a curated record
CUGACUUCAGGUCCCCGGCGGCCGCCGUAGCCGGAACUGUUUGGAGCGCGGCGGCCCGGGUGUAGGAGGGCGAGCGGCGGCAGCACCGGCGCCCUCAGCCCUGUCAACCGCACGCCGGUCAACGGAGAGGACUGCGAAGGGAACGGUGCUCGGCGACCGCAUCUGACAUACGACCACCAGCCCGGCGUCGCGGCCUCGCCGCAGCCGGAGCUGCCCGGCCCGGUUGGUUCUGCGGGCGUCCGCGGAGGCCCGGGAUCCGGGAUCCAGGCUGCCGGGAGUCGUGGAUGAAAAAGGAUGACAGUGAAGUUGGGCGACGCCGGCAGCGGGGAGGAAGGGCUCAAGAAGCUGGGCAAGCGGACGGCCGAUGAGGAGUCGCUGGACGGAGAGGGGCCCGGCGGCGCGGACGCAGCGGAGGACAGCAGCAGCAGCACAAAGAGGGACGGGCAGACCCCUCGGGCCGCCGGAGCCCCCGCGCCACCCAGAGGGUUACCGACGCCGUCCCCACCGCAGGGCAGUCCCCAAGACCAGCACCACUUCCUCAGGUCCAGCGUGCGGCCACAGAGCAAGAGGCCCAGGAAGGACGCGCCCUGUGCUGUGGGCAGUGGUGGUGCCAGCGGUUCCGGGCCGCGCGGAAAAGGUGACGGUGGCGCAUCAUCUUCUGGAAACAUCUCUGUGGUUGCUCCUGCCACCCCGGCAGGAGGUUCGCGCUCCUCUUCCCGGAACUUAGGGUCGUCAGGGCCUGAGAAGGAAGAAGGAAAGAAGGUGCGGAGGCAGUGGGAGUCGUGGAGCACAGAGGACAAGAAUACCUUCUUUGAGGGACUGUAUGAGCAUGGAAAAGACUUUGAAGCCAUUCAGAACAACAUUGCUCUGAAAUACAAGAAGAAAGGCAAGCCUGCAAGCAUGGUGAAGAACAAAGAGCAGGUCCGCCACUUCUACUACCGCACCUGGCACAAGAUCACCAAGUACAUUGACUUCGACAAUGUGUUCUCUCGAGGGCUAAAGAAAUCAUCCCAGGAACUCUAUGGUCUUAUCUGCUACGGAGAGCUACGAAAGAAGAUCGGGGGUUGUAUGGAUGACAAGAAUGCAACAAAGCUGAAUGAACUCAUUCAGGUUGGAGUCCUGCUUUUCCCUGAGCUUCAUCUGGUUGGAGUCAACCAGUACACAGCCUGUUUAGAUUGGCCUCUACCAUUCACGGCUCUAGCCACCACAGUCCGCUAUAAAGGGAGAAAUCUGAGGAUCAAGGCACCCAUGUGUCGGGCCCUAAAGAAACUCUGCGAUCCAGAUGGUCUAAGUGAUGAAGAGGACCAGAAGCCAGUGCGCCUACCCCUGAAAGUCCCUGUAGAGCUACAGCCACGGAACAACCACGCCUGGGCACGAGUCCAGAGCCUGGCCCAGAACCCGCGUCUCAGGAUGAUUGUGGAGCUACAUCGAAAAGUCUCUAGCCUCAUUGAGUUCUUGAAGCAGAAGUGGGCACUCCAUGAAGUACGAAUUCGGAAGACACUUGAGGAGAGGCAGCUGCAGGUCUCAAGCACAGCGCAGACCCAGGAGAAGGUGGCAUUGCACCUGUUCCCAGGCGAGAACUGUACGCUGACACCACUGCCGGGUGUGGCCCGUGUGGUACACUCCAAGGCCUUCUGCACUGUACACUGGCAAGAGGGUGGCCGGUGCAAGCAGGGCACCAAGGACACACACUCGCUGCCUCCAGCCCAGAUCCUGGGCAUCCAGAGUGGUCAGGGAAUAGCCCGGGGCCAGGUGAAGUGCCAGAGGGGCAGUGCUGAAGGCAAAAGUGGGGGGCGGCUCCUUCCUAAUGCAGAUGCCUCACAGAGUUCAGGGGAGAGUUCCCCUGAGAGUGCUCCUGGAGAGGGGGCAGCGCCAAGUAUGAGCAGCUCGGAUGCCCCUGACAGGCCUCCUCAUGGACACCAGGUCUCUGGCCCACAGCUUGAGAAGACCCCUCUAGCAGCCCUUGCAGUGGGUGGGGACAGCCCCAUUCAAGAAUCUGGGGCCCUGCCAUGUUCCUGCGGCCACCCCCCAGAUUUGGACGAUGAACUCUCACUCCUUGACCCCUUCCCCCGAUACCUGAAGUCUUGCCAGGAUCUCAUCAUCCCGGAGCAGUGCCGCUGUGCAGACACACAUUCUGGGGGAGAGCACCCACUUCUUGGCAGGGUAGCUUCCCCAGAGGCCCUCAUGCCCAGCAGCAGAGAUGUUGCCGACAAUGGUCACCCUGGCCCGGACUCUCAAACUGGCACCGAUCCUCAACUUAACCCCAGGCUUCUGCCAGAUAUUUGUACUAAAGAGCUGGCAGAUACAGCUCCUGAAGAGUCCCAGGAGAAAGGAAGCCCCUCAGAACCUCUGUUGUCUCAGGGACAGCCUGCUGCCAGGCCUUCAAAGGAAGUCCCUGCCAGCCAGCUGGCCCAGCAGCUGCGUGAAGAGGGCUGGAGCUUGCAGACCUCUGAGAGCCUCACACUGGCUGAAGUCUACCUCAUGAUGGGCAAGCCGAGCAAGCUGCAGCUGGAGUAUGACUGGCUGGCUGUGCUGGGCCCUGAGAGCCAGACACCCACAGCACAGGGCCAGGACGCCCUACCCCGCUCUCCGCCCUCAGCCCUCCACCAGCAGCGCCUCCUGAACUGCCUCCUGAGGCUCAUCUCCACUGAGGUCCAUCCCAAGAUGGCUUUUGAAGCAAACACAGCAUCAACAGCUUCAGUCAGGCCCACCCAGGAGGAGCAGUCCACAACCCCCCCAGGGAAGGGAGUGACCAUCAGCUCUCGGAGUCCCCGCUGCUCUCGAAAUCCAUCUGCCCUCCGAAGCAGCAAGACUUUCCCAUCUGGUUCUGCACCUUGUUCCCCAGGUUUGAGAAAUCCCCCAAGGCCUCUCUUGGUGGCUGGUUCCUCCAACACAGGAAGCAGUGACUCAGAUGGUGGCCUCUUUGUUGUCCCAACGACUUUGCCACCCAACAGUCGACAUGGAAAGCUCUUCUCUCCUAGUAAGGAGGCGGAGCUGACGUUUAGGCAGCACCUGGACUCCAUCAGCAUACAGUCAGACUUUUUCUCACCAAAACCCAAAAAGCUACGGAAACGGCACUUACGAAAGCCACUGGUGGUCCAGAGGACACUGCUCCCUAGACCUUCUGAAAACCAGUCCCACAAUGUGUGCUCCUUCUCCAUCCUGUCUAAUUCUCCUAUAGCCGGCAGAGGCUGGUUCCGGCCCAUCCAGUCUUCUCUGACCAAAGCAGCUCUGUCUCGACCGAUAGUGCCCAAGGUCCUCCCAUCUCAGGCCACCAGUCACCUGCCCAGUGCCAUUGACUUAGCAGCUCAAAGUGCUGGCAUCAUCCCUGGAAGUCCCUUGCCUGUUUUAGACACCGAUGGCUCUUCUGGCGUCUCUCCACUGUCUUCAGAACAAGUAACCACUGCCAUCUCGGGGCAGAGUGACACUGGUCCACACCAGAGCAGAGACCCUGUUAGUUCCAUAAGUGGCACCAGUGACCCAUUUAUCAGCGUUCCAAGACCUGAGCAGGAGCCAAUGACAGACGGUUUCCAGGGAUCAUCUGUUCUAUCCUUACCUGAGCUGCCCAAGGCUCAUCUCCAGAAUGGCCUUUCCACACCUUUACCCUCAUCAGAGAGCUCCAGCACUCGGCUCUCCCCACCCAAUGUUUCUGCACUGCUGGACAUAUCCCUACCUGGCCCGCCUGAGGAUGUUCUCUCACAGGGAGAACCUGCCACACAGAUCAGUGACUCCAUCAUUGAGAUUGCCAUCAGCUCUGGCCAGUACAGUGAAGGAGUUCCUCUUUCUCCAGCAAAACUGAAUGGCAGUGACAGUUCCAAGAGUCUCCCUUCCCCAUCCAGCAGCCCCCAACCCAACUGGAUUGCGUCUCCCACUCAUGACCCGCAGUGGUACCCCAGCGACUCCACAGAUUCCUCGCUCAGCAGCUUGUUUGCCAGCUUCAUAUCCCCAGAGAAGAGCAGGAAGAUGCUACCAACUACUGUUGGGGCCAACAGCGGCACAUCUUUGCUUGGCCCUAGCUUGUUGGAUGGAAAUUCAAGGGACUCUUUUGUGUCCAGGUCUCUUGCUGAUGUUGCAGAAGUGGUAGAUUCCCAGUUGGUGUGCAUGAUGAAUGAGAACAGCAUUGACUACAUAUCUCGAUUUAAUGACCUGGCCCAAGAAUUGUCCAUCAAUGAGCCUGGCCGCCGAGAGGUUCUUUUUGAUGGUGGAGGAGGUGGUAAUCCUGUUGGUGACCUCUCUCAGUGACUGUGCCUUGUGACAUGGGCAUCCUGGAAUCCACAAGGGAAGUCUACGGGGCUGGCCCAUAGAAACCGUCUUCACAGUAGAGAGAGUCAAGCCCAGAAUCCCCAGAAGACAGUGAACCAGAGCACCUCUAACAGCAUACGAUAUGCAGCCAUAGGAGCAACUGAUCAUGGCCUGUCCCAACAAGCAGGGACAGUGCAUACACAGACCAGGAUGAGCUCUAAGAAGGGGAGAUAGACAUGAGACAUUUUGAGUAUCAGAGCCCUUACUCACAGUCCUGUAGCCUGUGUAGCAAUUCCAACUGUGUGUCUGCAUGUUAAGCCUUCUAGAGGGUCUCUCAAGAGACAUGCCUGGUGUUCAUUUUGUCUUGGGAGCUGUUUAUCCUGUGUGCAGGGAAGCCGCGCCACUGCUGCUUUCUUUCUGAUAUCCUUUCCCCAUUUGGCUGUUAUGUCUGCAGUGAUGUUGCAAGGGACAGUGAGUGUGGACCAAGCUCUUGCUUGGUGGUAUCUGCAAGCGAAUACACUUCCUGGAUGCCUUGACCAUGAAGCAGAGAAAGAUCCCAGAGUCAUGUAGCUAGCAGAGGUUUGGUUCUUCCUGGAGUAAGAAGGGGGAAAGAAAGCAUGGGUUGUAUGGAUGUUUUAUAGGGUCCUACAAAGCUGGUUGGAAAUGGUUUUCUUGUGGUUUAAGAAUUAGGAGACAUGGGCAAGGAAUGGUAAGAGUCCUCUAUCUAGGUGGCUCUGCUCUCUUCCUGUGCUUACUGCCCAGUUCUUUCUAGGUGACCUAAGAUACCAUUCCUCUUUACUUACCUGCCCCCUCCCCUGAACACUGCUGUGUCUACAGAUAAAGCUUUAUGUGUGCUCUAAUUUUUCAUGUGUUAUUGCUGGUGUCUGAGGGGUGUCUUUGCCCCAGGCUGCCUCUCUUCCUGUUCUGGGACUCAAGCAGGGUUUAGAUGUCAGAGGAUGGUAAGAGCUCACCACUUGGUGUUUUAGCAGCCCUCUUCUGGAGCACAACAGUGUUCAGCAGUCAUGAUUGUGGCCAUCCUGCUUAGCAUGGUGCCAACAAGAGUUCCAUCCCCUCCUUUGCUAUCAGUAGAUCCUUGCAACACAGUCACUCUCUUGCAGGACCCGGUAUGUUCAGGGAGCUGUGGCUGUGGUUCCGGGGCAACAGGUGACACCUGCAUUACUCUCUCACUACUCUCUCCACACAGCAGCCAGGGCUGACAAGUCCUUCCCCCCCACCUCUCUUUCUCCCUCCCUCCCUC